AUGCCUGAUAGGCUCUGGUUUUCUAGAGUAGAUUCUUCAAUAAUUGGCAUCAUAUGUGGAAAUCUAGCCACGACAAUGAGAUCUGCUAAGUUUGACAUUGAAAAAUUCACCGAAAAGAAUGUUUUCGGCUUGUGGAGAGUCAAUAUGAGAGCCCUGGUUUCAAAAGAAUACUAUGCUCCAGCCCUUGGAGGGAUCAUGCUAUCGAUUGGCAUCAAGCUAUCCAUUGAUGAUUUUGCCCUUGCUUUUCAGAGGCCUCUACCACUUUGUGUUGGCUAUGCUGCACAAUAUGUACUCAAGCCCCUCUUGGGCUUAUUAAUUGCAAGGGUAUUCAGAGUUCCUUCCAUGUUCUGUGCUGGUUUUAUUCUUACCAGCUGUGUAGCAGGCGCUCAACUCUCAAGUUAUGCAAGUUUUUUGAGCAAAGGAGAUGUAUCAUUGAGUAUUUUGUUGACCAGCAUAACAACCAUUUCUUCUGUAAUUGUUACACCUUUCCUUACUGGUCUCUUAAUUGGCUCUGUAGUUCCAGUUGAUCCAGUUGCAAUGUCCAAAUCGAUCUUGCAGGUAAUUUUGAAGAUUUCUUCAUUCUAA
This is a messenger RNA of Phalaenopsis equestris, 585 nucleotides long. Its product is annotated as probable sodium/metabolite cotransporter BASS3, chloroplastic. The record is from RefSeq and is a predicted model, not a curated record. Bases 1 to 585 code for a protein of 194 amino acids. NCBI's taxonomy places the organism in Eukaryota, Viridiplantae, Streptophyta, Magnoliopsida, Asparagales, Orchidaceae. Gene Ontology annotation, cellular component: membrane. The transcript has 4 exons.